Lactuca sativa (garden lettuce) is the source of this 585-nucleotide messenger RNA. RefSeq lists its product as uncharacterized. Lineage: Eukaryota; Viridiplantae; Streptophyta; Magnoliopsida; Asterales; Asteraceae. The record is from RefSeq and is a predicted model, not a curated record.
AUGUGUUGUGCAAUUAAACUUAUGGCAAUGAGGGAGUCGCCUGAUUCUAUUGACGAUUAUAUGAGAAUGUCUGAGAGGACCGCACGAGAAAGUUUGUAUUUAUUGGCAAGAGGUAUUGUCGAAACCUUUAGUGAAAAAUACUUGCGCAAACCCUCGUUGCAUGAUAUGCAACAACUAUAUGCGACACAUGAAGAAAGAUAUGGUUUUCCGGGGGUUGCGGGUUCUAACAACGACGUCAACGUUCUCGAUCAAUCACCAAUAUUUGACGAUCUUUUGUCUGGAAAAACCUCAGAUGCUCAUUUCACAGUAAAUGGAAAUGAAUAUAAGUUUGGGUAUUACCUUACGGAUGGAAUAUAUCUACCAUAUUCCACGUUUGUAAAGGCGUUUCAACACCCAAUAGACCCAAGAGACAAAUAUUUCAAGAGACGACAAGAAGGGGCAUGUAAGGACGUUGAACGUGUAGCACCUGGUUCCUUUUUGAAGAAGAGAAGGAAGGAAAGACCAAAGGAGAAGGUGAAGAGCAAGGAUCUAGGACCUAAUCCAGAGUUCAUUGAGGUACAAGUCGGAUCUAUUCUGUUUCUAUGA